Molecule: messenger RNA, 1698 nt
Organism: Cylicocyclus nassatus
Lineage: Eukaryota; Metazoa; Nematoda; Chromadorea; Rhabditida; Strongylidae
Source: the annotation of a GenBank genome assembly
AUGAUAAAAUUCACCAAAUGUGAUGUAGCUGCUUCAAUAAUUGCCGUCAUUUCUCUAACUAUCUCUAUUGUCACACUAUCGAUAUUUCCCAGUUUCUACUCCAAGAUGGUUGUUGAGAAUCUGCAAAUGUCUCAACAUGAGGAUGGGAGCCCUACUUUUUCUACAUUUAUGUAUGCAAAUCCGCCGAUGAAAAAUAUUAUGAAAUUCUUCUUCUUUAACAUAACAAAUCCGGAUGAGAUGAUCUACUUCAGUGCUAAACCUCGCCUAGUCGAAACACUAGCAUAUACAGUCAUAGAGACCGAGCACAAACGUUAUUUGAAGUUCAGUGAGGAUAAAGAAAAGCUUUUCUAUCAAAACUAUAAAAGAUUCACCAUAAGCAAAGAAUAUUCAUGUCAGCAGUGCUCUUGGGACGAUAUUGUCACAAUUCCGAAUCCAACAGGCAUCGGUGCUGCGGGAGCAAUUUACGACCCGCAGUAUGCAAUCACCCCUGUGGCGCAAAAGAUACUCGCUUUUGGACUGCUUUUGGUCGGGGAAUACCCAUUCAUAUCUCAUACUGUCAAAGAAGUAUUAUUCGAUGGUUACAAUGACGCCCUUUUAGACAUUGGUCAUUCUAAGUUUCUAGCCUUUAUAAGUGGGAUUGUGAAUGGAGGAAAAAGCAUUCUUCCGAUUCCCAUUCCUGAUAUGCCGUUGCUAGGGUACUUUCAAGGGUAUAAUAAUAGUCGCGACGAGGAGUAUUGGGUAAAAACGGGGAAGUCGGAGAUAAAUGAGAUCGGCAAUAUUCUCACCUGGGGAAAUCACUCAUUACUGCCUGAUUACUGGUGGACAACAGAGUAUGCAAGAAGCAUUCGAGGCUCCGAUUCUGGAAGUUUCUGCAAAAUGAACCUGGACAAAACCGAUAGACUUCCUUUCUUCCAAUCGUACAUGUGCCGAUCAUUCACGAAGAUAUUUCUGAACGAAACCAUUGUGCAUAAUAUUCCGUCAUAUAUGUUCGCAGUUCCAUAUGAAGAUUAUGACACCACAUCCGACUUAAACGCUGGCUUUCGGUACAGGAAUGUUGAAAAGGUCAAUUAUUAUCCAGACUGGCCUUUAUGCCCAGGACGAAACCACAGCCUUUGUAUUGAUGGCCAGCAACUCGAUUGCUCUCUACAGGAAAAUCUCUGCCAUGCUUGUUGCAACGGGAGCUUUGUUAAUGGAACGUACCUACUUCCACCUGGAAUGUACCCAAUGGUCUGCUAUCCGGGUCGAUUGCAACCUACUCCGUUUGCGGUAAUGUAUUCACCACCACAUUUUCUCUAUUCACCACAAACGGUGAUCGACUCCGUAGUAGGACUCAACCCGAAUAACGAGACACAUUCACCUAUGAUCUACUCUCACGAACCCUAUUCUGGGACAAUCACUGGUGUCUUCUACCGACUAAUGGUCUCGAUGCCAACAAUGCCAAUCAAAUCCACACCACAAAACGCGCAUCUUCCCAAGUCAAUAAUUCCAAUCUUCUGGCAAAGCUCGGAUGCCAAAUUGUACGACUACACUUACAGAAAAUUAUGGUUGGGAUUUGUGUUCGUGCCGAAAUUUGUUAUGUUUUUGGAAUAUUUCCUACUUACGCUUGGGAUUUUCAUGCUCAUAUUUGUUGCCACAUGCCAAUUCCUAAGAAGACGAAGCACAAAACUUAUAACCCCUAAAAACAUUGUUGCCUUUUGA